AUGAACACCGGUACUGAACCUUUCAUCGGCAUGCACAAAACGGAAUUAGACACACCCGCACUGCUGAUUGAUCUGGAUAAAAUGGAAGCCAACAUACAGACGAUGGCGGACUACUUCAGCACAGUAAACGCAAUGCUGAGACCUCACGUUAAGACGCAUAAAACGCCUAUCAUUGCCCAUAAACAGAUUGCUGCAGGUGCCAUCGGCGUUACCUGUGCGAAACUCGGUGAAGCAGAAGCGGUGAUCCACGCUGGCGUUCGAGAUGUCCUGAUCGCCAACCAAGUUGUCGGUUCAUAUAAGAUUGCCCGCCUCAUCAACCUCGCGAAGCACUCGGAGAUUAUGGUCGCAGUCGACAAUCCUCAGAACGUGCAAGCCAUCUCCGAGGCGGCAGUCGCCAAAGGUGCAACCGUCAGAAUGUUAAUAGAAGUGAACAUCGGCAUGAACCGGUGUGGUGUUGAACCCGGCAAACCGACGUUAGAACUGGCAAAUCAGAUUCGCCAAAGUCCAAAUUUGAAGUUUGAGGGAUUGAUGGGUUACGAAGGACAUACUGUUGCGAGGCCCGACCUAAAGGAACGGGAUGCCGCCGCACGUAAGGCUAUCCAACAUCUGAUUGACGCGAAACACUACCUCGAAAAACACGGUGUAGAAGUUUCUAUUAUGAGUGGCGGUGGCACCGGCACCUUUAACAUUACAGGAAGUAUUCCAGAAAUGACAGAAGUGCAGGCAGGUUCCUAUGUCUUCAUAGACUCCACCUACCGAAAUGUAGAAGGCGUUGGAGAGCAUUUCGACUGUUCGUUGUCUGUAUUGGCAACAGUCGUGAGUCGUCCAGACCCACAUCGAAUAAUAGUGGAUACAGGCUUGAAAGUGCUUGCAAAAGAGUUCGGAAUUCCGCAGCCGAUUGGUAUAACCGGGGUGGAGAUGACAGGACUCUCUGAAGAGCACGGCACUUUAAAAACUGUUGGGACAGGUAUCUGA
Molecule: messenger RNA, 975 nt
Organism: Geodia barretti
Lineage: Eukaryota; Metazoa; Porifera; Demospongiae; Tetractinellida; Geodiidae
Source: the annotation of a GenBank genome assembly